This is a messenger RNA of Piliocolobus tephrosceles (Ugandan red Colobus), 2739 nucleotides long. RefSeq names its product zinc finger CCCH-type containing 12A (gene ZC3H12A). Gene Ontology annotation, molecular function: mRNA binding; RNA endonuclease activity. The transcript has 6 exons. The record is from RefSeq and is a predicted model, not a curated record. NCBI's taxonomy places the organism in Eukaryota, Metazoa, Chordata, Mammalia, Primates, Cercopithecidae. The coding region runs from base 176 to 1981 and encodes 601 amino acids. Gene Ontology annotation, biological process: 3'-UTR-mediated mRNA destabilization. Gene Ontology annotation, cellular component: cytoplasmic ribonucleoprotein granule; nucleus.
CCGCCCCUUGCCCGCUUCCGCGUCAGCGCUUCACCACCACCUGCCCGCGCGCCGCCCCAUAUAAAGGAGCCGCCGGCCUUGCCCCCUGGGAUUCGGCCCCAUGGAGACGCCGCCGGCCGCGGCUGGCGCUCAGCGGGUAGGAGCUGUGGCGUGGUGCCUUCCAGGAGUCUGAGCUAUGAGUGGCCCCUGUGGAGAGAAGCCUGUCCUGGAAGCCAGCCCCACCAUGAGUCUGUGGGAAUUUGAGGACAGCCAUAGCCACAGCCGUCAGGGCACCCCCAGGCCAGCCCAAGAGCCGGCAGCUGAGGAGGCCUCGGCCGUGGAACUACAGAUGAAGGUGGACUUCUUCCGGAAGCUGGGCUAUUCAUCCACGGAGAUCCACAGCGUCCUACAGAAGCUGGGCGUCCAGGCAGACACCAACACGGUGCUGGGCGAGCUGGUGAAACACGGGACGGCCACCGAGCGGGAGUGCCAGGCCUCACCGGACCCCUGCCCUCAGCUCCCUCUAGUCCCGCGGGGUGGGGGCACCCCUAAGGCUCCCAACCUGGAACCUCCACUCCCAGAGGAGGACAAGGAGGGCAGUGACCUGAGACCAGUAGUCAUCGACGGGAGCAACGUAGCCAUGAGCCAUGGGAACAAGGAGGUCUUCUCCUGCCGGGGCAUCCUGCUGGCGGUGAACUGGUUUCUGGAGCGGGGCCACACAGACAUCACAGUGUUUGUGCCAUCCUGGAGGAAGGAGCAACCUCGGCCCGAUGUGCCCAUCACAGACCAGCACAUCCUGUGGGAACUGGAGAAGAAGAAGAUCCUGGUGUUCACACCAUCGCGGCGCGUGGGUGGCAAGCGGGUGGUGUGCUAUGACGACAGAUUCAUCGUGAAGCUGGCCUACGAAUCUGAUGGGAUCGUGGUUUCCAACGACACGUACCGUGACCUCCAGGGCGAGCGGCAGGAGUGGAAGCGCUUCAUUGAGGAGCGGCUGCUCAUGUACUCCUUCGUCAAUGACAAGUUUAUGCCUCCCGAUGACCCACUGGGCCGGCACGGGCCCAGCCUGGACAACUUCCUGCGUAAGAAGCCACUCACUUUGGAGCACAGGAAGCAGCCGUGUCCCUAUGGGAGGAAAUGCACCUACGGGAUCAAGUGCCGAUUUUUCCACCCAGAGCGGCCAAGCUGCCCCCAGCGCUCUGUGGCAGAUGAGCUCCGCGCCAAUGCUCUCCUCUCACCCCCCAGGGCCCCAAGCAAGGACAAAAGUGGCCGGCGGCCUUCACCUUCAUCCCAGUCCAGUUCUCUGCUAACCGAAAGUGAGCAAUGCAGCCUGGAUGGGAAGAAGCUGGGGGCCCAGGGAUCCCCAGGGCCCCGCCAGGAGGGUCUAACACAGACCUAUGCCCCAUCAGGCAGGAGCCUCCCACCUAGCGGGGGCAGUGGCAGCAGCUUCGGGCCCACGGACUGGCUCCCGCAGACUCUGGACUCACUCCCGUACGUCUCCCAGGAUUGCCUGGACUCGGGCAUUGGCUCCCUGGAGAGCCAGAUGUCAGAACUGUGGGGGGUUCGAGGAGGAGGCCCUGGUGAGCCAGGCCCACGCCGAGCCCCAUACACGGGCUACGGUCCCUAUGGAUCUGAGCUCCCAGCCACUGCGGCCUUCUCUGCCUUUGGCCGGGCCAUGGGUGCUGGCCACUUCAGUGUCCCUGCCGACUACCCACCUCCGCCCCCUGCCUUUCCGCCUCGAGAGUACUGGUCUGAACCAUACCCACUGCCCCCACCCACACCAGUCCUUCAAGAGCCCCCAGUGCAGAGCCCAGGGGCUGGCAGGAGCCCGUGGGGCAGGGCAGGCAGCCUGGCCAAGGAGCAGGCCAGUGUGUAUACCAAGCUGUGUGGUGUGUUUCCCCCGCACCUGGUGGAGGCCGUGAUGGGGCGCUUCCCACAGCUCCUGGACCCCCAGCAGCUGGCUGCCGAGAUCCUCUCUUACAAGUCCCAGCACCCCAGUGAGUAAGCUGCCCGUGGCUGGCAAGGGCAGCACCCCCAGCCUCCAUGGGCUGUCAGGCUGAGCCUUGGGCCAUCGAGCAGCCCAUUCCCAGCCCUGAGGCCCACCCCGGAGAUGGACAGAGGGAGGAUUCAAGUUGGGAAGGAAACCCACAAACCAAAGAUACUGUAGGAUUGGUUCUGGCCCAUGCAGCACCUCUAGCUGUCUGCCUGAGUGGGUCAGAAACGAUCACCCUGUUGAUACACAUUGUAUCUCUGUAGUUUAAGGAGACGCUGCCGGUAACGGCGUCAGUCCAUGGCUGAGGCCCAAACCGUCUUUUCUCUCGGAGGGUGGGGAGAGAGGUGGGGGCAGCAGAGGCCUGGGCUGGGUGCCCUGUGCACGCCACCCCACUUCCGCUCUACCCCUAGGACGUUGGCCUUGGCUGGCUAGUUGGGCACUGUGUGCCCGCCCUCCAAGGGCCUCCUCUACGCCAAUGAGGCCUCAUCCGUGCUCUCGCUGGGCACGUGGCUUCAUGUCAGUAAGCAAGAUGCUUCUUAAUAACCUACCUUCUGCCCCACUCUGUUCCUUAUCCCACUGCCCCUGUAGGGGUCAAGGGCCCUCUGUCUACACUCUCCUCCUCCUCCUCCAUCCUCUAUUCAGUCAUCUCGCCCUUCCCCACAGGUGGGGGAACGUGUGUGUGUACACAUGUAAAUUUUAAAUAUUUUAAGCAGAAAGUCCUUACCUCCUGUAAUACAUCAAUAAAGUACAAUCAAUGCGAGCCCUUUCAA